GUGGGGGUGGGGGUGGAAAUCAGCAGGCAAGAGACAGUUUGUGCGCAGCAGUGAGAAUCCGGCUCCCGUAGGCUGCGAGUAAGAGCUGGUAAUCGUCACCGCUCCGGCUGUUAAGAACAAGCGCCCGCGCUGCCUGACGCUAAGGGCAAAAUAUAAAGCACAAGGAAAAGGCGAGGGCAGCUUACUCAGCCAUGCCGAAGAGAAAGGUGAAUCCUGCUGAAGAAGAGCCGAAGAGGCGAUCCGCACGAUUAUCGGCUAAACCUGCCAUCACCAAAGUCGAGGCAAAACCAAAAAAAACCACUUCAAAGGUUAAGUCUGAGGAAAAGAGAGCUUCAACAAAAGGGAAAAAAGGACUGAAAGAGAAACAAACUGAAGAGAAUAACAAAGAAGAAAUAAAGGAUAACUUGCCUGCAGAAAAUGGAGAAACAAAAAGUGAGGAGGACCCAGUAUCUGAUACACCAGGGGAAAAAGAAGAAAAAUCUGAGUAACAGUUUUUGAUCAGUGGUUCUCUCACCGCUGCCUUGUACAAUCCAGAGGAAUAUUUUUAUCAACUAUUUUUAAAUGCAAGUUUUUUUUAGUGAUUUUAGCAAAUACAUUUUUAAAAUAGGAUCUCUUCUAUAUCUCUUUUAAUGUAAUUGAAUGUAUAUGCGUUGUUUUAAUGAAAUUAAAAAUCAUGUACUGGUUAUUGGUUUUCUGUACAACCAGUAAUUUAAUGGAAUGUUAGAUGAAGGAAUAUUUUCAAAUUUUUACUGCUUUACAGAGCUAUCUUUUGGAUGUCUAUUUAGAGGCACUAAGCAUACAUAGGAUUGUAGGCUUAACAUUCCAGAAGCCCAGGUGGGCAACUUACAGUAUAUCUUCUAUGUAGGACUUUAGUUUUAAUGAAUACAGGAUUACUUCUUUAAAUUUCUAGCUCUUAAUUGAAAACAAUGCUUAAUAUAUGCCAGUAGAAAAUAAGUUGCUUUUCUUCUGUAGACUUAAAGAUAGUUUGAUGAACUUUUAAGAGAAGCAUUGCCUCAAGUAGAUUAAAUGCGGGUGGGUGGGGGAAUUCUCAACUCUUAAUUUGAUUCCUUGAUGGUUGAUCUUGCUUUUAAGUUAGUCUAUGACAGAGUUAUUUUUUGUAGUACAGCUGUAGUUUAUUUUUUCAGGUUUUCUAAUACAUUGUGAAAGAUUGGAGAUCUGGAUAUGUAGUGUGUGUACUGUACAAAUUUUUGGUUUAACAAGAUACGGCUUGAGAUGGCAAUAUUUGAGACACUGGUACUUUUCUAAUUUGAAUGUUUUAUCUAAGAAAUUAUGAUAACAUGGGGUUUACAUUCAAUUAUUGGAAGAAAAAGCUCUAUACUUAAUGUCUGUGAUUCAUCUUAUGAUCUAAUAAAAUAUUGACAAUAAUUUUAGAAUUUCAACUUGACUCUAAAUCAGCUUUUAUAUAAUAGUCUACAAAAUUCAAUUAUGUCUUGUUUUAAUACAAUAAUAGGAAAGUGGUAAGAAUUAUUUUUUCCCCAAGCCUGUAAAUUGCUACCAUUAAAGUUUACUUCUGUUAAUGU
Messenger RNA from Protobothrops mucrosquamatus (brown spotted pit viper), 1541 nucleotides. RefSeq names its product high mobility group nucleosome binding domain 1 (gene HMGN1). Gene Ontology annotation, molecular function: nucleosomal DNA binding. The transcript has 6 exons. Gene Ontology annotation, biological process: chromatin organization. Gene Ontology annotation, cellular component: nucleus; chromatin. The coding region runs from base 192 to 488 and encodes 98 amino acids. NCBI's taxonomy places the organism in Eukaryota, Metazoa, Chordata, Lepidosauria, Squamata, Viperidae. The record is from RefSeq and is a predicted model, not a curated record.